AAGUGUAUCUAAUCGAAGUAAAAGAAGAAGAAAAUAUUGGAAUAAACAUAGCAGUUAAUAAGAAAAGCUAUGUAAGUCUACAAUAGAGUAAUAAUAAUAACAACCAAAUAAUGUGAUAAUUAAAAAACAAUAAAUAACAAGAACUACAAGGGCACGACUAGUCUUAUGAAAGGCACUAAACAUUAACAAGUCAAAACUACACUCUACCCUUACUAGCCUUUACCUAAUAUGCAACCUCUCUGCGUACCCCCUACAUCCAACCUCUCACACACCUCCUCACUGGGGUGUCGACGCACCUCUUCUGUAAAUGUAUAUGAUGCCCAAACCAUCUAGUCUCGCUCCCUCAUCUUGUCCGGUACAAAGGCCACCACUCCCACCUCCUGAAUAACCCCAAUAUUUCUAAAUCUUGCCACUUCUAGUAUUUCCACACAUCCUUCUCUUAACAACAUGCAUCUUCUAAACAUGUGAAUUCUUCAUAGACCGAUACUCCACUUCAUACAACAAGAACAACCUAAUCACUACUUCGUAGAAUUUACCUUUAAAUUUAAGUGGUACCUUCUUAUCACACAAGACUCCAUAGACAAGCCUCCAUUUCAUCCAUGCUAUAACAAUGCAGUGUCUAAACAUCAUUAUCGAUGUCCCCACUAUCAUGAAUAAUGGACCCCGAGGUAUUUAAUAACAAACACCCUAUUCUUUUUUAAUUUUAUAAUUUUUAUGUCCAAACGCACACAUACUGAUACAUGUUAAAAUUCACAUUAUGAGAGGCAAGUCCAUCUGCAUUAUAAAAGUAAACUUUAUUGUUGUUACUUAUUAGACUCUCUCUUUCCAUAAGGCAAUUGCAGAGACAACAAUCACUGGAAAAUACAAAGAGCAACAAAGACAGAGAUAGAGAAAAAAAAGUUUAAAAAAAAACAUAUACACACACAAACAAAGAGAAAGAGAACAAAAAAAAAUUUCAUUUGUUUGAAGUGAAAAGGAUAGCUGAUGAGAGGCUUUGCAACCUUUUCCGACCUGCAAUUCUAUGAGAAUCAGAAGCCAAUUGCAACAAAAGAAGGAGGUGGAUGAAUAGAUGAGAUGGUUACACGUUUCAAUUUUUGAACCAUUUGUUUGAAUACUCCAAUGUCUCAAGAGUAUCAUCACCAAGGUCUUGCCUCGAAUGAAUUCGAGAGACCUCAAGACCAACACCACCACCAGCAACAACAUAUUGGCCAACAGAUCCAACAGGAAAAAUUAAGAGUAGAACAAGGCUUCGAGCCACGGGGAGGAGAAUCAAGUGGAAUCCAAGUUUAUGAGACAGACGGGAUGUUGUCUGAAAUGUUCAAUUUUCAGACAACGUCCACGGCUGCUAUGACUGCAACUGAGUUGUUGCAGGAGCAAUUGUCACAUUCGAAUCAACAACCACAUCAUCAACCGUGGUUUGGUAACAGACAAGAGAUUGUAGUUGGUGGAAGUUUGCAGGUACCAUUUGGGGAUAACACAAAAGAUGAUGUGAAUGCGAAGGUGUUGAGUAAUCGUGAUAGUGUAACUGCUUAUUAUCAGCGUCAGCACAAUCAAGUACCAAGUAUAAGUACCACGGAGUCCAUGCAACUUUUUCUUAUGAAUCCACAACCAAAUUCACCGUCACAAUUAUCUACUCCUUCAGCUCUUCAUCAAGGGUUUACUAGCCCGGUCGGAGGGCAUUUUAGUCAAUUCAUGUGUGGAGGAGCAAGCACUUCUUCAAAUCCAAUUGGAGGAGUAAAUGUGCUUGAUCAAGGGCAAGGUCUUUCAUUGUCCUUGUCAUCUACUUUACAACAUUUGGAAGCAUCCAAAGUGGAGGAUUUGAGGAUGAGUAGUGGAGGAGAAAUGUUGUUUUUCAAUCAAGAAAAUCAAAAUCAUCAUAAUAUUAGUUUUGGGUCAUCACUAGGACUAGUCAAUGUGUUGAGGAAUUCAAAAUAUGUCAAAGCUACACAAGAGUUGUUAGAAGAGUUUUGUUGUGUUGGGAAGGGUCAAUUGUUCAAGAAAAUCAACAAAGUUUCUAGGAAUAUUACAUCACCCACUAUUAACCCUAGUGGAAGUAAUAACAAUAAUUCAUCUUCUUCAAAGGAUAUUAUCCCUCCUAAUUUGUCAACUGCAGAUAGACUUGAUCAUCAAAGAAGGAAGGUCAAACUUUUAUCCAUGAUUGAUGAGGUAGACAAAAGAUACAACCAUUAUUGUGAACAAAUGCAGAUGGUUGUAAACUCAUUUGAUUUAGUCAUGGGAUUUGGAGCUGCAGUUCCUUACACAUCACUAGCACAUAAAGCCAUGUCUAGGCAUUUCAAGUGUUUAAAAGAUGGGGUGGGGGCGCAAUUGAAGAAGACAUGUGAGGCAUUAGGUGAAAAAGAUGUAAGCAAUACUACUAGUUCAGGGCUGACUAAAGGAGAAACACCAAGGCUUAAGUUGCUUGAACAAAAUUUGAGACAACAAAGAGCUUUUCAACAAAUGGGAAUUGUGAUGGAACAAGAAGCUUGGAGACCACAAAGAGGAUUGCCCGAACGAUCUGUCAAUAUUUUAAGAGCUUGGCUUUUCGAACACUUUCUACAUCCGUAUCCAAGUGAUGCAGAUAAGCAUCUUUUGGCACGACAGACUGGUCUCUCCAAAAACCAGGUAGCAAACUGGUUCAUAAAUGCUAGGGUAAGAUUGUGGAAACCCAUGGUAGAAGAAAUGUAUCAAAGAGAGGCUAAUGAAGAUGAUGACAUGAACAGUAGAAAUACACAAAGACCAACGCCUGAUAUUACUACAACCAAUUCUAAGAUUACAGAAACAAAAUCAGCUGCUGCAACUGAAAAUGACCCUUCAAUGAAUACACAUUAUUCAUCCUCUAUGCAAACUCAAUUAAACAAUUCUCCCACUAUUCAACAUGAGUCCCACCGCAGCGGAGCCGAAUACGACGGGACCACUGAUAUUGGAUCCAAAAUUAUGACAUUUGGGACCACCACGCCUGCUGAUGUUUCUCUUACUUUAGGACUGCACCAUGCUGGAAAUUUACCUCAUUUUUAUAAUUAAUUCAACUAGUUUAUUCCAACCAUACUACAUAAUAUAUAUAGUCACGUAACUAAUUUACAUGCA
Molecule: messenger RNA, 3084 nt
Organism: Solanum lycopersicum (tomato)
Lineage: Eukaryota; Viridiplantae; Streptophyta; Magnoliopsida; Solanales; Solanaceae
Product: BEL1-like homeodomain protein 2
Biological process (GO): regulation of transcription by RNA polymerase II
Molecular function (GO): RNA polymerase II cis-regulatory region sequence-specific DNA binding; DNA-binding transcription factor activity, RNA polymerase II-specific
Source: RefSeq, a predicted model, not a curated record